Ailuropoda melanoleuca (giant panda) is the source of this 3794-nucleotide messenger RNA. RefSeq names its product proline rich transmembrane protein 1B (gene PRRT1B). The transcript is spliced from 5 exons. The record is from RefSeq and is a predicted model, not a curated record. Gene Ontology annotation, cellular component: membrane. Lineage: Eukaryota; Metazoa; Chordata; Mammalia; Carnivora; Ursidae. Bases 1883 to 2713 code for a protein of 276 amino acids.
UGCUGCGGGCUUGCUGGAAAAGACGAAAGCCACUCGGUAGCGCCGCUGGCUGCCCGAGUCUCCGGACGCGGCGCCGCCUCCCCAGCAGAGGCGGUGACCGCGAAAGUUCCCUCCAUCCGCGCCCCCGGUGCCUGGGGGCGUCGGGGAUGAUUCUCCCCCUCCCAGCAGGGCCGGGUCGGGGCGAGGGUAGCGCCAGGACCGGCAAGUCAGCCUCCUGAGCCCGGAGUCGGAAACUCACCGACUUUACGGCCUCGUGGGCGGUCACCCCGGGAGCGCGGUGUGGCUUCGGCUCCUAUCUCGCGUCCUCGCCAUGAGUCCGGCCCUCCCUGCCAGCGCACAGCCCCUCAGCCUGCCUCCCUCAGCCCCUGCAGCCCAUCCUCUACAGGGGCCAUCAGUUUCCUAACAUUGUCCUGAUCGUGCCGCUCAUCCCCCUCCCACCCCCGCCUUCAGUGGUUCCCCACGGCCUCUGCAGCAAGUGUCGCCUCCUUAACCUCCCCGGGCACGUGGUGGUGACAGCGAUGACUCCUGCAUUAGGCGGGCUGUGAGCCAAUGAAGCCAAGACCGAGUCCGCUGGGUGCCCCUGAACUCCCGGUGCCUGGCAGAGAAGGGAAAUGCCGAUCGAUUCAAAUUCUAUACUUCCCUCAAGGCAUCAAGACUGUCUUUGUGGAUGGAGCCCCUGGUGCGCUGUGAGCCCUGCAUGAAUAUUUGACGAGUAAUGAAGCCAGAGGGACUACAGUGACAUGCAGACACCAGGCAAAGUCGCCGUUUAUGUAACUUGGGAAGCACUAACCCAUCUCCGGAGGGGUUACAGACAGCUUCUGCUGAUCAGGGGAUGGGGGUGCUAGGGGCCUGGGGCCGCCUGAGCUCUGUGACCUGAACGGACUGAAGCUGAUGCAGGGGACAUGAGAGGAACUUACGCUCACCGUGAGCGAGCCGGGUUAGGAGCCAGGCUCAGGCUCAGAGAGCGCUCAACCCUUGCUCUGCUGAGUGACCUCUGGCAGGAAUUGGUGUGGAUUUCCUGGACUCUCUACAUAACAGGCAAAUCAUCGGCAAACGAGGAGAGUUUUACUACGUUUGCAGUCCGUGAUUUUUAUUUCAUGCACCUUAUUUCUAUGGUGAAGACCUUCAGAACAGUGUUAAACAGAAGCGGCGAAAGUGGACAUCUUUACCGUGUUUCUGAUCCUGGGGAGAAAAGGGAAGCAAUUGGGUCUUUUACCAUUAAGAGUGUGGUUAGCUGUAGGCUUUUCACAGAUGCCCUUUAUCGAUCUGAAGAUACUCUCUACUAUUACUGGUUUGCUAAAAGGUUGCUUGUUUGUUAACCAUUAACGGGUGUUGGAUUUUGUCAUGUUUUCUCUACGUCCUUUGAAAUGAUAAUGUUUUUCCCCUUUAUUCUGUUAAUAUGUUGAAUUACAUUGAUUUUUUGAAUGUUGAACCAACCUUGAAUAAUCCUGUUUGUUUGUGAGGUAUUUUUAUGUAUUGUUGGAUUUAAUUUGCUGUUAUUAAGGAUUUUUUUGUGCUUAUAUUCAUGAGGGAAAUUGGUCUAUAAUUUUCCUUUUUGUGACAUUUUGGCUUUCAGUGUCAGGUUUAUGCUGGCCUCAUCACAUGAGCUGGGCAGUGAUCUUCCCUCCUCUCUUAAAAAAAAUCUAUGUAAUAUUAGUGUUAUUUUCUUCAUUGGGUGUUUGAUAGACUUUAGCAGUGAAACCAUCUGGGCAUAGAACUUUUCUGUUUUUGAUAACAAAUUUAAUUUCUUUAAUAGAUAUACAAUUAUUUAGAUUUCCUGUUUCCAGUGUCAACUUUGGAGAGUUGGAGAGAGAAAUUUUUCACCUAUGUUGUCAGAUUUGUUGGCAUAACGUCAUUCAUAGUAUUCUCUUUAUUUUUUUUAAUGUCUGUAGGAUCUGUGAUGAUAGCCCCUUUUUCAUUCCUGACAUGGUUAUUUGUGGGGUUUUUUCUUGGAGCGGAUUCAAAGGGGGGCAGCGGCCCCGGAGCCUCUGAGGACCCCCUGAGCCCUGCGCUCCCGCAGCUCCCGCGCCGCCCACAGCUCCUGGAUGGGGACGGAGGGCCCAGCGAGGAAGCGGCCACAGAUAGGGACAGCUCCCCGGCCCCAGAGGACCCCCCCGCCAACGCCCAGGCCCAGGCUGAGGCCGUGGCUGCGUCCCCUGCCCAGGCCGAGGCUGCGGGCGAGGCCCGGCUGGGGCCUAAGGUGGCGGCCGGCGGGGUGCCCAACAUUGGCUUCGUGGGCGAGCCCCCGCCCUAUGCGCCGCCGGACCCCAAGGCCGUGCACCUGCUCUACCCGCCCUUCCCGCAGGGGCCGGUCCUCUUCCAGCCCGGGCCCUCUCCCCAGGCCCUGUACCCGCCGCCGUCGGCCACGCCCCUGUACCCUGCACCCACAGCGCCACAGCUCUUCGCACCCUUCCCCGUGUACAACAGCCCCGUGGCCGGCGUGCCGGCCCCUGCCACGGUGGAGCACAGGCCCCUGCCCAAGGAUUACAUGAUGGAGUCAGUGCUGGUGACCCUGUUCUGCUGUCUGCUCACAGGGCUCAUCGCUAUUGUCUAUUCGCACGAGACCCGCGCGGCCCUGAGCAGGGGGGCCCUGGCCCAGGCGGAGGACGCAUCCCGCAAGGCCCGCUCGCUCGUGCUCUUCAGCCUGCUCUUCGGGGUCUGCGUGGCCACCAGCUGGGUCGUCUACGUGGUCGUGGCGCUCUACCUCCCCUGAGCACCGCCGGCUCCUUCGGGGUUGCCGGGGCGCACAGGGACACCCAGCCCGGACGGACUCUGUGGACUUGGAGCCCGCCGGUGGCCAUCUAGUGCCUGCAGAGGGUGGCAUUUGCAGCCCUUGGCACCCCUGCAGCGGGGCCGCAGCCCCUCCAGGUGGCCUCAGGCAGCGUCCUCACCUGAACUGGCUCCAGGGCCCAGGCCACCAGAGCCCCCAGGCCUCUGUGCUUCCUCCUGAGGUCUUUCUGGGGCUGUGCUGGCUGGGCUGGCUGGGCUGCCAGGGCCCUUGCCUUCACCUUACACCCGGGAGGCCAUCAAAGGCACCAGAGCCCUCCUUGUCCUGUAGAGCCAGAAGGACACUGCAGGGUCGGGCCUCCUCCCACCUGCUGCCCAGCCUGGUGACUGUAGGGCAAAGCUUCCCUGUGCAGGAGCUGAGCGGCAUCCUCUAUCCUUGGGAGCUCUUGGCUGAUGGUUCUGAGCCCCUGCCCCGUCCCAGGAGACAAGUGUGCUCGUGCUGACUCCAUGUCCAGAAACCAAGGCCACUGUGUCUGCUCAAUAAACGGAAAGCAACCCCCGGGCAGAGCUUCACGUUGUUACUUCUGGCUCCCCUGCAGGGCGAGCGGCAGCGUCUGUCCCCAGCUGGGCUCUGGGGGCUCCCGUGGCUGUCCCCGUCUCUGAUAUGCUGUUCGCAUGAAGGCAGGGGUCUGUUUGUUGUUCAUGUCCGUGGCCCCUCUGAGAUGUGACCCAUUUCUCUUGGCGCUGCUUUACCAGAAACUCCGUUCUCCCCAUCUCCCUGCCUCCUGCUUACUCCUUCUGUCUGCAGUCUUUUGGCUCUGCCCCACUCCCACUCCGUACGCAUUUUCUGCUCACUCCUUCUGUCCCUAACUUUACUGCCCACCAAUGGAGGAUCAACUGGGUCCCUGUGUGGCGAGGGCCACCCUGACCGGGGAGCACUCAGGUGCUGGAUGGCCUGCAGAGCUGUACGCGGGUAUCCCUGCAUUGUGCCUGGUACGCCAGUCUGGUCAGCUGUGGUCCUGAGAAUGGCCGUCCACGUUGCCAAGACUCAGAACCGUCCGCAGAGG